AUGAUAUUUUGCUUGCUUGUGCAUGAGUGGAGUUGCAGCACUAUGCAACAUGUCCUAUUAACACACUUGCUCAUGGUGUGGCUGUGCUUGGUUGGCACUGAGUGCAAGUACCAGGUUGCUUUCGGCACCAGGCCCAGCGAUAGAGCGAGUCGUCAGAGGUGUCUGGUUUCCACGAAUGAUGCAUUGCAACACAAUAGAUGUUCGGGCAGCGGUUUUCUCUUUCUUGCGUGCGUGAUUUUUCAGCUUCAAACAACGAUGUGGCUGAGGCCUUGGGGGGUCGCCAAGGGCAAUAUGUACAGCUGGUUUCUGCACAUAUAUAUAUAUUUUUUUUAA
Durusdinium trenchii is the source of this 333-nucleotide messenger RNA. The record is from the annotation of a GenBank genome assembly. Lineage: Eukaryota; Dinophyceae; Suessiales; Symbiodiniaceae.